AGUUAAAUUGUGCUGCAUAUAAAAUGGGCGGGCUGCUCUUUACAUUUGGUUGGUACAGCCUAUUUUGAAAUGCGCUUGGAUAAAGUCUCCAUGUACUUUAUUUACAGGCGCUAAUAAUCAACCUAAACCUUAAUUUUGAAAGAGACAUUGCAGCAUUAAGCUAGAUUUGUUAGUUUAGGACAUUUUUCUGUGUUGUUGCUGACAGACUGGGAGAGUUGAACUCACUACAGCAUCACCAAUGAACAGUGAGAGAGACCUGCGCAUAUCGUCAGCAGCCGCUUCUCCAGCCUCUAGCUAAAAUUCGUCAGAUCUGAGAUCACAGAGGAUUUUUUUUCUCAUUCAGUCCGGCUAGAAAAGCUAUUCUGAAAAGUUUGAGGAUAUAGCCAGCGGACACCGAAUAUAAACCCGAUUCAUCGGCACAAUGAAGGGUCCUCAUAUUGCAACCAUGUCUGGACGGGGCAGAGCGACCUUUCUGUGUGUGUGUGCUUGCUUGUUCACCACCACUAGCGUGCAGGGUGGGAAAAGCGCUGAUAGCAUGACAGAAGAACAGAACACUACAGUGUUCACCAAGAUCUUAGACAGCCUUCUGGAUGGCUAUGACAAUCGCCUCAGGCCAGGACUCGGAGAGCGUGUAACUGAAGUCAAGACUGACAUUUUCGUGACUAGUAUUGGGCCAGUUUCGGACCACGACAUGGAGUACACCAUUGAUGUUUUCUUCAGACAAAGCUGGAAGGAUGAGCGGUUAAAGUUCAAAGGCCCGAUGGCCGUGCUGCGUCUCAACAACCUGAUGGCCAGCAAGAUCUGGACCCCCGAUACCUUCUUCCACAAUGGCAAGAAGUCAGUAGCCCACAACAUGACCAUGCCAAACAAGCUGCUGCGAAUUACAGAGGAAGGCACCCUGCUGUACACCAUGAGGCUUACGGUACGAGCAGAAUGUCCCAUGCACCUGGAAGACUUCCCAAUGGACGCCCAUGCUUGUCCACUGAAGUUCGGCAGCUAUGCCUACACUCGAGCAGAGGUGGUGUAUGUGUGGACCAGAGGGGCUGCCCAGUCCGUGGUGGUGGCAGAGGAUGGGUCCAGAUUAAACCAGUACGAUCUGAUGGGACAGAGUGUGGACUCUGGUGUGGUGCAGUCCAGCACAGGAGAGUAUGUUGUGAUGACAACCCACUUCCACCUGAAGCGGAAAAUUGGUUACUUUGUGAUCCAGACGUAUCUCCCCUGCAUCAUGACAGUCAUCCUCUCCCAAGUGUCUUUCUGGCUCAACAGAGAGUCCGUCCCUGCCAGGACUGUGUUUGGAGUGACCACUGUCCUGACCAUGACCACACUCAGUAUCAGCGCUAGGAACUCCCUCCCUAAAGUGGCCUAUGCCACAGCUAUGGAUUGGUUCAUCGCCGUCUGCUACGCCUUUGUCUUCUCAGCCCUCAUUGAGUUUGCCACGGUCAACUAUUUCACCAAGAGGGGCUACGCCUGGGACGGUAAAAGUGUGGUGCCAGAGAAGCAAAAGAAGAAGAAGGAGUCCCUCCUAAAGAAGAACAACACCACAGCCUACCCAGCUGCCACUGCUACAGCAUUCGCCCCCAAUAUUGCCAGGGACCCUGGAUUGGCCACUAUUGCCAAAAGCGCCCCACCCCCUCCAACUGAGCCCAAGGAGGAGCCAAAGCCCAAGCCUCCAGAGGCCAAGAAGACCUUUAACAGUGUGAGCAAGAUAGACAGGAUCGCCAGAAUAGCCUUCCCACUGCUCUUUGGAACCUUUAACUUGGUCUACUGGGCAACCUACUUGAAUAAGAAGCCCAAAUUGCAGGGGAUGAAUCCACACUAAUCCAUGUUUAAUUCCUUUUAUUAAAUUAUAACUGUAAUUUAUCUUCUUUUAUUUUUUUUUCAUUUUCUUUCUUAUUUCUCCUCAAAACAGGUGUUUAUUUUCAGACAAACAUGGUGUCCAUGCUGGUUUGAAUUCCCAGUUGUUGCAUUGCUUCUAUGUUUACCUAAAGUUUGACUUUGAAAAAAACUUAAUAGAGAAAAAAAAAAAAAGAAAGAUAAGGAAACCGAUUUCUGAAAGGGUGUUGUUCAGGUCUCAGAUGAUGCUACUAAGAAAAUGCUACUAUAAAUAUAUAGCCAAGAGAAUGCUAUUCUACAACUGCACAUGGCCCACACUUGUUUAGGGGCUUUUGUUUCUAUGUUUGUUUUCCUUUGUUUCAACUUGAUUUAAAACAUGGAAUCACAGACACGGUAAAAAAGGCACUUGUGUAUAUGCAUGGUCAGGGCAUCCUAUUAUUUAUGUUUUAUUUAUUCAAAAAUUCAAAGAAAGCUCAGUUCAUUUGAUAUGAGCAGCAAGAUGCUACGCUAAGUCUCUGUCAAAAUGUCUUCAAUUCUCUGUAGGUGUUAGAUUAAUUAUUUCAUCCUUAAAAAUACUUUAGGGGUUUCUGCAAUAGCAAUAAAACAUGUCUCAGUGGACACACCAUUUAUUUAGAGUAAAAAAAAAAUCUAUCAUCUCUGAGCUCAGCAUUGAAAAUAUUCUUAAUUUUUUUCACAGCGUUGUAAAUAUUACCAAGAGUUAGAGAUGUCGAUAUUAUGUUGAAGCUUUGCAGAGUGUAACUAAAGGCUAUGUUUAUUGAGUAAACUCUAUUUAUUUUUGUUUAUGUUUAUGUUACAUUCUUUUAAAGUAUAAACUGGUCUUAUUCAUGCUUAAGUGACUGUUUCUUGCCACGUUAGCAUUCCAUUCAAAAGCUGCUCUCACACUGAAGUUCAAAUUAUUUCAAUGUGUGUCUGCGUGUCACACACUGACGGCAACAACAGCAACGAUGACAACAUAUACAACAGUGAAAACUGAAAUUGGCUAGCAAUGAGUAAGAAUGUAAAAAAAAAAUCAUCUCGAAUCCUGGAGUGCAUUUUAAAUAUAUAGUAUGAGAACACUCAUUAUUAACAUAUUUUGUUGUUUUUAUCAACGGUGGGGGCCUCAUUCGCCAAAAGCGCCAUUUAAAGCAAAGUACGCUUAGCUUCGCUUAAAAAGGGGCGGGGCACAAUGAGUCGGGGGAGAAGUGCCUUUUCCAUUUUCAGAGUCGAAGCUUUGAUUGGCUGCUACUUUGUUGAUUGAUGGCGCAUCUGUGUUUUCCAUCCCACUGUGUCCCCAACUCCUUAAUUUACCAUAGUUCCCUUUUUUCUAUUUUUUUUUGGUCAAAAAAUUGAGACGUAUAACACUCAGAAAGUACCAGCUACACUGCCUUCAGUAUCACAUGCCCGUUUGGACUCAUUUGUUGCUGCUUGUCGGUGAGCAACAGCGAGAGACAGGGACAGAACGAGACUAAGAGAUAGAGAGAGAGAGGGGGAGAGAGAGAGAGAGAGAGAGAGAGAGAGAGAGAGAGAGAGAGAGAGAGAGAGAGAGAGAGAGGGGACGUUGACUUGAAGGGGCACUGUAAUCUUGCUUUAGCCGGCGCUGUGUUUCACACAGAGGACUUGUCUUGUAGUUCUACGAUAGUGACGAAGAUGAAUAUAUUUUUGUAGCAUGAUGUCAAUCCCUCUUCCGAGAUAAAAAAAAACAAACCAACAGAACCUAACGCAAAUGUGAAAAGAAUGCUUUUGUUUGUUUUGUCUUAGACAUUGCUUGCUCUUUUUUUUUUCUUUGAACAUAUUAACACACUUUUAAAGGAAAUGCUUCUUCUCUGACGUGGCAUGUUGAGGUUUCUGAACAGUCCAUUUUAGAUUACGUUAAUGUAGCAAUAUUACUUAGCAAGGGCUUAUCUUAGGACCUGAACCUGACACUCAGUUUGGGGGAAAAUAUCCAUUGUAGCUUUACAUUGACCCAUCUCAUCCUCGUGGUUUUAUUUGUGUACUUUACAUGGGAAUCCAGGAGCUAUUUAGAACAAGAGUCAUCACGUCGUGUGUCCAUCCUGAGUUCCGAAAACCUUUGGCUCCUAUUCCUCGACAUUUCUUGCCAGAGAGUGGGGGGGUGCAUUGUAUUGCAUUAUGAGUUGUGGGCGUGCUUCUUUUGAAUAUGUUUUACAGGGCACUGAACAGGCCAAAAGGCAUCUAGGAAACUUGCAGGAUUCUCUGUGUGUUUGUGCGCUGAGGUGAGGAGAUCAAGCAAACCCCAGAGGGAAAACGAAAGGGAGGUUGGAGGUUGUUGCUAUUGUUAUUAUUUGCAUUAUCAUUAUGAACCUUUUUCCCGUUACGGUGGAUGUCUUUGCAAACCUUUGCAAGUUGUCCACUGUAAACAGCCACUUAAUCUGCAGGUAGAGGGUCAAGGAACUGUAUAGUUCAGGGUGAAGAGUUAUAUAAAGAUAUUUGAAUUCUAAACUAUUGUAUGUAUGUUGAUUAUCAUGAAGAAAAACUCUAUAUACAUAUGUAAAAUACAUAAAGCAUACAGUAUUUGAUUCUAUUAUUGAAAAUAUUAGCUAAGAUGAUGAUGAAUAUUUGUUUGUAUUAUCAACCUAUUGUUAUGCAUUUUGCACAUUUAGCAAAACAAUAACAUUACAUUUAUGUAGUCAGCUUCGUGCUAUGCAAGGACAGCUUUGAACCACAUCAUCGACCUUCUCUCCCUGACCAUUGUGUUUCAGAUUUACAAGCUAUUAUAAAAAAAAGAAAAAAGAAAAAAGCUUAGCUUUUAUAUCAGCUGCGCACACAUCAGCGUUAUUGUUUUUUUUCUUUUCAUUCAAACAUGGCUAUACAGGGUGUCAUCAAAGAAAAAACAGUGGAUUAUCACUUUUGUUUGCGCUUUGGAUUUGUAGGUGGUUGAAGGGAAAAUUGCUUUCAUUGUUGAUUGCACUAUUUCUCCAGAGACAUGCAAUAAAGUGAUGGAACAAAGAAAAAAAAAAGGAGCAAAAACUGUAACAAGAUCACCUUGUUAACAACAUUUCUGUUCAGUUCUUGAGCUUGUUUGUCAUUACAAAGAUGGAGGCUGGUGAAAAUGUACUUUUUUGCUAAAUGGAUCAUUUUGUUUCUGUUCUGCUAUCCGAAGCUAUAUUACAGGGAGCACCAGCUAGUGUUGACUUUGAGGGGGGAAAAAACAGUGAAUUUUGUACACAUUUCUGUUGGGAAUAUCUUUGCUAAGACCCUAUCUUGUACACGAAGCAGGAUCGAACAAAUGCUGUAGACCAUUUGCAAAUCUUUUUUAAAGCCAGGUCUGGUUUUGCUACAUUUACUGCUCCAGAGAGAGAAUGUGAAAUAUGAGGCACAGUGCAAUCAUGAGCUUCCAACUUUUACCUUCACAGUCAUAUGCAGAGCGAUCAUGUAAAUAUCACAUUUGUAGGCACAUCACUCAUUUUAUUUCAUGUUUAAUGCAAGGUCCAUUGCAGUUCUCAGCAGCACUUGCUUUUCAACAUUGAGUCUUUUGUUAUUCCUAGAUACCUACUGGAGUUUUUUCUUGUAUUUUUAUCAAGCAAAAUAUGUUCUGAUUUUCACUGAAAUGUAAUAAAAAAAAACUAAUUUUCUAAAGCACAAACGUUGAUUAGACUACGAGAAAUAGAGUGAGACUGUACACAUAUGGACAUACACACUUUCAGACAGACACACAUACCCCCACACACACACACACACACACACACACACACAGUACACAGGAAUGUGUCGGUAGUUCCAUGAUACUGACAAAGGGUUCUGAUGGAUGUAGAUGAACUGGUGAACCUUCUGUAAAUGUUUUUUCUUUCUUUUGGUUAUGAUAUGGCCCUGUAGAAUCUGAUUCUCUGCAUUAGUCUUUAAAUAAAAAGAAAACAAAUGAAA
Molecule: messenger RNA, 5712 nt
Organism: Labrus bergylta (ballan wrasse)
Lineage: Eukaryota; Metazoa; Chordata; Actinopteri; Labriformes; Labridae
Gene: gabra1
Product: gamma-aminobutyric acid type A receptor subunit alpha1
Biological process (GO): synaptic transmission, GABAergic; regulation of postsynaptic membrane potential; chloride transmembrane transport
Cellular component (GO): plasma membrane; postsynapse; synapse
Molecular function (GO): GABA-A receptor activity; benzodiazepine receptor activity; inhibitory extracellular ligand-gated monoatomic ion channel activity
Source: RefSeq, a predicted model, not a curated record